AUACAAAAUCCUCCAAUCUGUCGGGAAAUCGCCCCCACAAAAGAAAAAGUGAAUGGAGGUGCUAAAUUUAUAUAAAAAUUUAAGCCACACGAACUCUAGAGACAAACCUUGUCAAAAACUUAUUUAAUUAUCAUAGCUCAACUACAGUACCAAGCUCAACAAAGCACAAGCCUCGCUAUAAAUGUGGUUGGGGUUUAGCCUUUUAUCCGUAAAACUUUUUAUACGCCAAUUUUGUGCAUGCUCACACCUUUGUCACGUAUUUAGUAGCUCAUCCAUACUGGUUGCAGUGGCAAGUGGUGAAUUUAGUGGAUGACGUGACGAGACAAGGAAAUGAUAAAGACUUGGUUAGAUAGAGAGUAUAUAAAAUGCAGUAAUGUAAUGUAAAGUUAAGUGGCCUUUUCGUUUAAUACGUAUAUCGUGGCACAUAUGACAAGGGAGGAAUAGCAACCCACCCAAACUUGAGAAAAUGGCACGAAGGGGAUAGAUUAGGUUAGAUUGCCAUUGCCCCCACAAAUAAAUUAUCCAGCCAGCAGAGAAUUUUAUCUUGGUCCAACUACUUUAUUAGACUUCUCCCACCCGGAUUUGGGACCAGUUUUCUCCGGGCUUUCGCCAGCCCAUAACCUUCCGUCCUCUUCGAGAGAGUGAAAGUGUUCCCACUCACAAAUUCACUUGUGGAAGGCAGAUUAUCAAAUAAUAAUAUAUAAUUUUGGAUUGAUUUUCCGUGCCAAUAAAAAAAGUUCAUGGUCAACAAAUAGUGAAAAGGUGAACUAGUAUUAUUUCAUCAGUCAGUCAGGGUUUGUCCAUCGUUGCUCUUGAUUACACUAAUUAAAGAUGGGGAUGCUAGUACAAACUUUACUGGUCCUCUGUAUUUCUGGAUACUCGUACAGUCAAGACUGGUAUGAACAAAAGUACUAUCACAGGCCAUCCGAACUCGAUUCUCAGACAUAUCAAGCUUUAGCAACUGGGGGAAAUUCUGUCAGUUUUGAAACAAUUGUAAAUCCGCUUUUAAUCCCGAGGGUACCUGGAACUGAGAAUCAUGUUGCUGUCCGUAACUACAUCUCAGAGUUCAUGGCCAACCUUGGAUGGAAUGUAGAAAAAGACACAUUCGAAGACACAACUCCACUUGGUGUUAAACCCUUUGAAAAUAUUAUUACAACUCUCGAUCCAAAUGUUCCUAGAAGAUUGGUGUUAGCUUGUCAUUUCGAUUCGAAAUACACCCGAGAAUACGCAUUUGUCGGGGCAACUGAUUCUGCAGUUCCUUGUGCUCAAUUGAUGCACCUCGCAGCAACAAUGAAAACAAUGUUAGAUAGUCAUAAAAGUUCGCCACAGAAUGUGACCCUUCAAUUUAUAUUCUUUGAUGGAGAAGAAGCAUUCCAGUACUGGACUGCAACUGAUUCCUUGUAUGGCUCAAGACAUUUAGCUGCCAAAUGGGAAGCAACUCCGUAUCCUCCAGGAAAUACAAACAGGACGAAUGAGCUGCAUAGAAUGGAUAUGAUGGUGCUUCUUGACCUUUUGGGAACGAGUAAUAUAAGAUUGUACAGCUACUUCCAAGAGACCGCCCAUUGGUACAAUACUAUGCUGCAAUCGGAGCAGCAAUUGAAACGAUCAAAUUUGUGGAGUGGGUCAACCCGUACAGCCAUCUUUCAAGCUCGUACUCAAUUCGGAGGAGUAGAAGAUGACCACAUACCAUUUCUUCAGCGUGGAGUGAACAUAAUGCACCUUAUCCCAUCUCCAUUUCCAUCUGUAUGGCAUACCGAGAGAGAUAACAGGGAGGCGCUUGACUUUCCCACCAUCGAUAAUUUAAACAAAAUAUUCCGCUUGUUUACUGCGAGAUAUCUUUGGGGAAGUCAUUCAGGUUCUUCGACAACCCAUAGCCAAGUUCCACAUACAUCACCUUCUACAUCUACAGGCACUACACUCCGUCCAUUAGGAUUUUUGAAUAAUUUCUUCAAUCUGUUUGGAUGAUGACUGACAUAUGCCUACGCGAUAUUAGAAUUAUUUUACAACACUAUCAAUUGAGCAUUUUAUUCUAUUAACACAUACUUACAAAAUGCAAAGCAGGUCACAGGUGUGGCUGACAAUGGGUAAAUCACGUGACAGACAAUAUCAGAAAAAAUUAUUUUCACAUGACAUUUGAACUUGCUUAUAAUUUUCUCCUCCAUCGGGCCAACUUAAAUCCAUGUUGUAAAUGUAUGCAUAUUUUAGUAAUUAUCCUUAAUUAAUAUGAACAUAAAGGUAAAGGUGCUCCUUAUAUAUUUAAUCAAUAAUCUUUAUGCAAAGUUCAUGUAUAUGUAUAAUUACGUACUGUGUUACAAUUUGAAACAAAAGUCUGUGAUGCUCUUACGUUCAUGUACAUUCGGUUAGGUUAAAUUUACAAGUCAAGUAAGAAUUACAAAACUGAACCUGGUAAAUUGUAGUUUAAGUUACAAUCACAUGACAGAAGACAAAUUUUACAAUUUUAUGGACUAUCAAGGACAGAAAAACUUUAACUAUUGUACUUAUAAAUUGUACUUAUUUCAAACAUGUUUUAUUUACUAGUUUCAUAUUAAUUACAAUUUAGGGAAUGGAUUAAAAUUUUAAAAAAAGUUAAAACAUA
Messenger RNA from Folsomia candida, 2596 nucleotides. Its product is annotated as glutaminyl-peptide cyclotransferase. The transcript has 10 exons. NCBI's taxonomy places the organism in Eukaryota, Metazoa, Arthropoda, Collembola, Entomobryomorpha, Isotomidae. The coding region runs from base 832 to 1965 and encodes 377 amino acids. Gene Ontology annotation, molecular function: zinc ion binding; glutaminyl-peptide cyclotransferase activity. The record is from RefSeq and is a predicted model, not a curated record.